Molecule: messenger RNA, 2246 nt
Organism: Exaiptasia diaphana
Lineage: Eukaryota; Metazoa; Cnidaria; Anthozoa; Actiniaria; Aiptasiidae
Product: kelch-like protein 12
Exons: 1
Coding region: 7-1947 (646 amino acids)
Molecular function (GO): protein binding
Source: RefSeq, a predicted model, not a curated record
UCCAAAAUGUCUGCCAGCAAAGACGUUGAAGAAGCAUUCGUUAUUCUUGACAAAGAAAAGCUUUCAGAUAUAUCCUAUCUUUCUGACGAUGUUGGAAGAAAAUUUCGUGCUGAUUCGAAGAACUUUCUGUCGUUCCUGAAUAUCCUUAGGAAAGAAGGAGAAUUAGCUGGGUUUUGUGAUGUUGUGUUGGAGGUCGAUGGCCAGUCGUUCCCUGCUCAUCGCUGUGUGCUGGCAGUUAAUAGUCAGUUCUUUUACACGCUUUUUACCAGUGGAAUGAGGGACUCSAAAGAAAAACAUGUAAACCUGCGUUCUCUUAAUGGUUUGGCUGUCUCUGCAAUUCUGGACUUUUUCUACACACGCGAUAUUGUAGUCGACAACGAUAACGCAGAGGAGUUGCUUGAAGCAGCCAGUUUUCUCCUCUUGAAUCGUGUGAAGAAUGUAUGUGCAGAGGUGAUAUCCAACAAUCUAUCCAUUUCUAACUGCUUUUCUACCAAACGCCUAGCAGAAAGGUAUGGCUUAGACGAGCUCAAGAAAGAUGCGCAGUCGUUCAUGAAGGAGAACUUCCAAGCAGCGAAGCAGGAAAAGGAAUUUCUAGAAUUGGAGGCCUUUGAGUUGAAAGAACUUAUUUCUAGUGACUCAUUAAGAGUAGAAAAAGAGGAGGAGGUUUUUAAAGCAAUGAUGAACUGGGUUAAGCAUGAUCUUACRAACAGAUCCAAAGAACUUCAUACUUUCUUACCGUGCCUGCGRUAUGGMUCAUUGUCUCCWGAAUUUCUCGAAGAAGUGUUUGAAAAAGAYCCCAUCUUUGAAGGCAAUACUUUUUGYCAAACRGUUUUGAAACAGCAAAGACGACGACAACGUUGUGCAAGAUCUAACAAGCAGCGUAAUUCMAAAGAGAGGCCCUCGGCUAGUGUCCAUGAUGUUGUUAUUGCUGUGGCAAAAGGGAAUCGGCAUACAUCAUUAAUAUAUGAUGUACAAAGUGAGGAAUUCUACAAGCUGCCUGAGCCUUCAAUGCAAUUCUUUCAACAAGGCAUGGCAAUUAUUGGAAGAGAGUUGUAUACAGUAUGCCGUGAUAGGCGUGACUCAAGUGGACAUGCAACUUACAUGAUGAAGCACAAAUUAGGAUCAGAUAACUCACUUGUUGAUCAUUUCUGGGAUGAAAUCAAUACAAGCCCCUUAAAGCCAAAUGCAUGCUAUGACAAAGCAAUUGUCUUGUCUUUCAAGGACAAGCUUUAUAUCGUUGGUGGUUGUAUGGACUAUGAAGGCAGAUCGAUAGACAUCCAGUGCUAUGAUCCAGCUGAAGGAGAAUGGAAAGCAAUGGCUAACAUGAACACUUCAAGAUGCAUGAUUGGAGCUGUUGCUACAAGCAACUAUAUUUAUGCAUUGGGUGGAGCAAAACAUCACACGGAAGUAGCAGAAAAGCUUGUUGAAAGAUAUAACCCUGAUACAAACGAGUGGGCGUCCAUGGCUGACAUGUGUCAUUCAAGAGUCAUUCCUCAAGUUGUAGCUACUAAAGAAAGCAUCUUUGCAAUUGGUGCAACUGGUACUGACACACGGCAAAGUUGCGGUUGUGAAGUCUACAAUGAAUCAUGUGACAAGUGGUCAGUUAUUUCGCCAUUACCCAGCAAAUAUCCCAUGAUUUCUUUGUCUUUGAAUGAUGAAGUUUAUGUGAUCAGUGGAGGGCAGUCUUGGAAAUUUUCAAAGAAAAAGGAAAAAUGGCAGAAAUCUACAAUGUUCAGAGCACUACAGCAUGGCUUUGAUGAUUUUUACUUUGCUCAACUUAAGGUUCCCAAGUUCUGCUGUGAACAAUAUAGCACCACUACAGCUUAUGAUGUAGGACAGUAUGACCUGAGUGAUGACUACCAAAGCUCUGAUGACAAUGAUGACGAUGACAGCUUUUAUGAUGAUGAUGACAUUGAYUGGAGGUUAUUGGCAAUGUUGCUGGCUUGAGGAGGAGAAUGCUUAUUAUGAUUUUCUCUUAAAAGAUGAUCAUGGUAAACAAGUUACUGUUGAAAUUUCUGACAAAAAAUUUAGAUACAUCGUUUKGAACGCCAAAACCAAUUUAUUGGAUUUGAUAAAUUAUUACAACCAAAUAUAUUGUAAUAUCUAUUCUUUUAAACAUAAUUUACUUUUAUAAUGGACAMCAAGAAAAUAUUUAAGGAAAAUUCAAUUAUAUGUUCAGCAAUUUUAUUGUUAUUUGACAUUUUGUUAGCUACCUUGUAGCAUGAUUAAACACAGAUUGAACUGCA